Messenger RNA from Electrophorus electricus (electric eel), 5402 nucleotides. RefSeq names its product inhibitor of Bruton agammaglobulinemia tyrosine kinase (gene ibtk). Lineage: Eukaryota; Metazoa; Chordata; Actinopteri; Gymnotiformes; Gymnotidae. Gene Ontology annotation, biological process: negative regulation of protein phosphorylation. Gene Ontology annotation, molecular function: protein kinase binding; protein tyrosine kinase inhibitor activity. Gene Ontology annotation, cellular component: cytoplasm; nucleoplasm. The record is from RefSeq and is a predicted model, not a curated record.
AUUAACAUUUGAUGUAGAUGCCCGCUGUAGAAAUACAUUUUUAUUUGCCGCAUGAGAAUUUCUGUAUAUAUUCAUAGACUAUGCUAAAUCAAGCAGCGAAAUGUAUUAAUAAUAAAUAUAGCCGUCAAUGUGAAACAGUUCAAUAGAAAUUGAAAAUACAGCAUUUCGGGAGCCAAUCCGAGGUCUUCGUUUUGUUAUGCCUUCUGGGGGCUUGCCUUGCUAACCUGGUACUGGCCGCAGCUCUGUGGAAUAUUUAUAAAAGUAGGAGUAUUUCGUUGAAGAUGUGCCUCAGGAUUUGUCGUACCGAGUCAGACUCAGAUGCUGCUUUUUCCUUCAUCUAGCGGCAGGUACCAUUACCAAUUAUGGAGGCUUAAAAAGGUAAUGUGUUUUGGGGGGUCUUUCCCCUCAAACUUGAUGGACUGCUUAGAUGGACUUUUGGGGGGCUGCAGAAUUUGUUGCCUUUUGCACAAUAAGCUAAACUAGAUAACGUACAAGGAAAGUAUUUUUGGAUAAUUGAUUAAAUGUUUGUAAAUUUUUGUACAGAAGAGAAAUAGCCAAAUAUUUAUCAGUUUUGGUGUUAUUGAUGGUCCUUCCCGUGGUGGUUAGUGUGGAUCGCAUUGUUGAUAUGAUGGACUGAUGUAAGGGUGGCCUUUCACCCCGGGGUUGCUAGGGUGCAGUGGAAGCUGAACACAUGCACAAUUCUAGCACUCCAAGUUUUUUGAAGAGUACUUUUUUGCUUUUUAUUUAUCAUCAAAGCUUUUGACUGCAGGAAGUUUGAUUGUAAGCUGACAUUUGUUUGUCAGUAGGGUUUCAUCAAGGUGGCAUUAUUUAUCUUUUUUGGAGGUUAUUUAUUGGAAGCUAAGGCUACAGUGGGAAGGCUUUAUCUGCUGAUUGUGGGAGGAUUAGGGUUUUCUGGGAGUGUUUAAGAUGAGUGUAGUGACACAGGAAUGCACACCGAAAUGCCGUUCCCCUCGCCACGCGGAAGAGAUUGUGGCUGCUGUGACGGGUGGCGCGGAAGGUCGUCUGAAGGCCUUUCUGUCAGCCCACUGCCACAAUGCUGCCACUCUGCGAGAUGAGUUUGGGCGCACAGCGCUCCACCUCGCCGCCUCCCUUGGGAAACGGACCCUGCUGGAGUGGCUUCUGGACAGCAAGAGCGCUGACCUGCUGGUGAAGGACAAGGAGUCUGGUUGGACAGCUUUGCAUCGUAGUGCUUUCUAUGGACAAAUCCAUUGCCUCCUGGCCCUCAUUAAGCAUGGCGGUGCACUGUCUAUUCCGGAUAAGGAGGGACUGUCUGUUCUGGAUCUAACUAUGAAGGACCGCCCUGCUCAUGUUGUGUUCCAGAGCUCCGAUCCUACUGAAGUGUAUACCUGGGGGAACAACAGCAACUUUAGCCUUGGCCAUGGAAACCAGGAGAGUAGACACCAUCCUGAGAUUGUGGACCUGUUUGCCAGAACUGGAGUAUAUAUUAAGCAGGUGGUCUUGUGCAAGUUCCAUUCUGUCUUUCUGACUCAGAAAGGCCAGGUUUACACCUGUGGGCAUGGUCAGGGUGGACGUCUUGGACACGGGGAUGAACAAACAUACUUGGUUCCUCGAAUGGUAGAGGGGCUCCUCUCUCAUCACUGUUCACAAAUUGCAGCAGCCAGAGAUCACACAGUGGUUCUGACUGAGGAAGGUUAUGUCUACACUUUUGGCCUCAACACAUACCACCAGCUAGGCCUGGCACCUCCUCCAGCUGCCAGCCAGGUGCCCAAACAGGUGACCUCUAGGUCUCUCAAAGGCAGGAGUGUGAUUGGUGUUGCUGCUGGAAGGUUUCACACUGUUCUGUGGACAAGAGAUGCAGUCUACACUGUAGGGCUGAAUGGAGGGCAGCUGGGCUACCUGCUGGACCCAAAUGGAGAGAAGUGUGUAAUCGUGCCCCGGCUGGUGUCUGCUCUACAUUACAAGGACACAACCAUUGCCAUGGCUGCAGCCAGUAAUGGUGCCACUGUGUGUUUGACAGAAAAGGGGGACAUCUACCUGCUUGCUGACUAUCAGUGUAGGAAGCUGGCCUCCAAGCAACUCAAUAUCAAGAAAGUAGUGGUCAGCGGAGGAAGCCUGGACCAUCGGGUGGAUCCCCAGCUCCUUAAUGAGAGUGGGGGUGAGAAGAUCUCCAUCCUGGCCCUGGAUGAAGCUGGGAGGGUGUUCUGCUGGCGCUCCGUAGGCACCUUAGUUAGGCAGUGUAGGUGGGCCUAUGGUCGACAGGUCUUUAUGGCUGACAUUGCUCUUGGCAACAACAAAAUGAUGUUCGUCACGCAGGACGGUGAGGGCUUUAGUGGCCAGUGGCUUGGAGAAUAUAAGAAGAAUGUUGACAAGAAAGGUGUGGGUACAGAGGUGAGUGCUCACUGUGAAGGUGUAGGUGUCUAUGAGCGCAUUCGUCUGGAAAAGCUGCCCUACAUCCACCGAGCCGUUAGCAUCACCAUGGACUCCAAGGGACGGAAUUUUGGGGUACUGCAGUCGGAUCCCAAAACAAGCCUGUAUGAAGUGCCCACAGUUUCAACCUCCUUAUUCACCCAGCACUUCCAGCAGCUUUUGGCUGAAGCUGACGAAACGGACAGCAUCCAUGAUGUGACUCUUCAGGCCGCCGACCGCAUCUUUCCUGCCCACAAGUACGUCCUUUCCACACGCUCUGAAUUCUUCCGCAAGCUCUUACUCUCCGAGACUGGCCAGGCCGACGAAGGGGGCUGUGAAGUGAGGAGGAGCACAGACGCCUUGGGCUGUGACCUUCUGAUCCUGGAGAAGGUCUCUCCUGAGAUGCUGGAGCAGGCUCUGCGCUUUGUCUACACCGACUCCUGUGAGAUGUUGGUGCACGGUGCCAUGCUGGCCACCCCGCGCCUCAGCCCAGGCCCCCUACAGGAGCAGCAGCAGCUGAUCCACAGUCUGCAGGAGCUGGGCCUGGGCGGCCGCUCCGCACUGGAGGUCUACCGCUCCCUGCCUCCCUCGGCUCCCAGUGAGAUAGACAAGUCAAAGAACAAAAGUGCCAAGUCUGGAAAGAAGAAUAAGGGCGAACCUAGCUCCAAUCCAGUGAAGAUGCUGCAAGGAGUAGCCAAAAAACUAGGCUUGGGUAGUCUCUCUGCAAGGCUUGACGGAGUAAAAUAUGAAAAUGGGAAGAUCAAUGUUGUGCAGAAGAAGACUGGUAACAAACCAAGAUUCUACCAGAAGAAAUGUCCCUACCUCUGUGAUGUCACCCUGAGGUCUGAUGACGGGAAGGAGUUCCCUUGUCACAAGUGUGUUCUGUGUGCCCGACUUGAGUAUUUUAACAGUAUGUUGGGGAACACCUGGAUAGAGUCCACCAGCUGUAAUGCACUGAAGAUGCCCACUAGUGCCAAGGUCUUGCAGGUCAUACUGGAGUACAUCUACACAGAUGAGUCACCCACUGUUAGAGAGUCUCUGAGUGUGGAGUUUGUGUGUAAUGUGCUAGUGGUGGCCGAUCAACUGCUCAUCACUCGCUUGAAAGAGAUGUGCGAGGUGGCCCUGACGGAGAACCUGACUCUGAAGAACGCCGCCGAGCUACUGGAAUUUGCCGUGGUGUACAGUGCUGAGCAGCUCAAACUCUCCUGCCUACAGUUUAUCGGCCUCAACAUGGCCGCCAUGCUCGAGUCCAGAGCCCUAGAGAUUUUGAGUGAUGAUGUGUUAGUGGAGCUGUCGGAUGCUUAUAGAAAAAUGAUUCCAGCCAUGCAGAGACGACAUAUUACCCCUUAUCUCAAUGCCCCUGAUCUUAGUGCCUAUGAAGAUAUAAGCUGGGAUUCAGCCGCCACCUGUAAAACCAGCUCUGAACACGAGCAGUCCUGCAAUGAAAGUCUUUUGAAAAAAGCCAAGAUGAAAGCUAAGAGGAAACCUCGGCGACGCUCCAAUAGCUCAGGAGGCUACAAUCUGUCUGAUAUCAUCCAGAGCUCACCCACCAGUGUUAUUCCAACAACACCUCCUUCAGGAUUGGUAGACUCAGGGAAGGCUUGCUCAGUGGAAUCUCUUCAUGAGCUGAUUACAUCUGAUUCAGAGGGCAGUUACAUUGGGGUUGGCAGCCCUAGAGACCUUCAGUCACCAGUCUUUCAAGACAGAACUGAUGCACAGGAUGAAAAGUCAGGAUAUGGCUGGAAGACUCUGAACACCCCCACACUGAGACCUGGAUCUGCACCUAAGUGCUCCACCCCUGAACCAAUCCCAAGGGUUAAGGCAAAUUUCCCUCGCCCACCACCUGUCCUGGACCUAAGGGCCAUUAUGGAGAUGGAGGCCAAUUCUCUAAACUACAGAGCCGCUCCGAAAAGCCCUGGCUCAUCUGGAAGCAGCGGUAAGCCAUCAGCCAUCCCCAAUAAAUUGUCUCAGAAGCAGAGGAAGAUGAUGGCCAUGGCAUCCAGGGAGGGCAGCAUGGAGGGUGUGGCUGGCAAGUCACCCCCUGAUGCUGUUCCAGCGAAGCCUGCCACCAAGACCUGGGCGACGGCGGUGCUGUCCUCUCCUUCACUCUCCUUCCGGGAUGUGCUGGUGGAGGAGGAGCAGCGUGGUAAGCCGUCUACAGCUUCCCCCCCAGCUGCAGGAGGUCUGCCGGGCACCUUGGCCACAUGUGCCAAAAGAGUGACCUUUAAGUGUUCUGAGCCCAGCAACACUGACAGGCCUGCACGGCCAUGGGUGCUUGGGCAGGUGGGCAGCCCACCGACUGCUGUCACCACGGUGACCUUUGCAUCCAUUGUGGAGGAAGAAAAGCAGCAGGAAGCAGCCCUCAUACGGAGUCGAGAGAAGCCUCUGGCAUUGAUACAGGUGGAGGAGCGAGCAAUUCAGGACUUGCUAGUUCACUACAGGGCCUUUAACAAUCCUGACGAGCUCAUUGUGGUGGAGAGGUCCCCCCAAGGCCCUUUAGCCACUCCUACCUGGAACAAGUAUUCAUAUUAGCAGAACUGCAACGUAACCUUAACACAUCAGCUACAUAUCUCGUGUGCUCCAUUGUCAGUGUUCACAUGUAUCUGAAAUUGUCUUUUUGGCUGUGGAACUGGAUUAAUGAGGGUUGUUUUUGCUUUAGGCUCUUUUGUUGGGCAUUUGGAUGCUGUUUUUUAUGUCUGGUAUUAAGGAUUUAAUGUGUCCUUAAGAGGGCUAAGAGAGGUUUGCAUUGAAGGACUGAAAUGUAUAAUGUGUCACUUAGACAUGACUUGUAACUCUGCGUGCUACAAGUAACAAGGUCAUUACUGCAGACAGGCAGAAUGGUAACUGAAGCCUUCUUCACAUUUUCUGUUCAUUGCUCUUUUCCUUUAUUCCAUUGUUUGUUAAAGUAGGAUUUUGGCAGUAGCAUGCAAUAAAGAACAUAUGUGCAUCAGUGCUGAUUUUCCUUUGCAUAGUGACUUAAUUUGAAUAAAACUCAUGUUGCAAAUCACAUACUG